AUGGCGUCUAACCCACUAGAUCGAUCGAAUGUCACUAGGAUAAUAACGAAAAGCUUAGGCGGGACCGAUGAGAACCCCGCGUCGAGAGCCCCGCUCCGCAACGCUACUGAAGCUAUUGCAGUACUUUCACAUGCAUGCAUGGUAGCAGUCGACUUCAAAUUAUUAGGAUUUGAAGAGGAUGAUAGGAUAGAUGAGGCCAUUGACCUAGAAUCGUUGAAGGCACUACCAUCACAAUGGAGCUCCUCAACAUCAUCACUUGGGUUCCGGUACUCUCAUAAUCAAUCUGCCAUGAAGUUUCUAUUAAGGAUCAACCGACUAGGUGGCAAGAUAGUCAUCAUGGCUCUCGGUCUGGGGGAUGACAAGACUGCCACGCUGGAACUUGUCACAAAGGAUUGGAUAUCGGAGUCAUUCUUUUCCGAAGACACAUCAUCAUCCGACUCUAGGAGACCAGUAGAGGAAGCCUACAUAUCCCCUUCAAGGAUUAGUGACCUAAUUGCCUCCUUCAAAUCAAAUAUUAUACAGAAACUUGUUCCAGGACUACAUAAACCAGGAUACGAGGAGGCGGCAGAAGCGGUUACAUCUGCCUCUACUGCUGCAUCAAGCUCAAAUCAAAGAAGAGAAGGAAGCGGAAGACCUCCCCGCCCGCCAGGGAUGGAAGGUCCUGGUGACUACGAUCCUUUACGUAUACCAUCGAGGGGAGGUCCACCUAGACCGUUCCGGAGCCCUGAAGACCCUCCUGGCUUCGAAGACGAAUACGAGAUUAAUCGCCCACCUGGGAACCCAUGGGGCUUCCCUGGUGGUGGCGUCGGAGGCGGAAGGAAUCCCUAUAGGAUUGGAGAUGAUGAUCUGAAUCCACCUGGGUUGGGGGCGAAUCCGACGUUACGAGGUCCGUUCUUUGGGGAGGAAGGAGGCAAUGGGAUGUUUGUGGGUCCUAAUCACCCUAUGUUCGGUGGAAGGCAGGGCGGCGGUGUGCCGGAUCCGCGGUUCCCGCCCGGCUCGAGGUAUGACCCCGUAGGACCCGGAGGGGGUCCACGGGGAGGGUUUGGGGGACCUCGAGGGGGGUUCCCACGGGGUCCAGGUGGUGGCUUUGGCGGAUUCGGGUCCGGUGACUUCAUCUAG
Molecule: messenger RNA, 1119 nt
Organism: Orbilia oligospora ATCC 24927
Lineage: Eukaryota; Fungi; Ascomycota; Orbiliomycetes; Orbiliales; Orbiliaceae
Exons: 3
Coding region: 1-1119 (372 amino acids)
Biological process (GO): proteasome-mediated ubiquitin-dependent protein catabolic process
Molecular function (GO): proteasome binding; endopeptidase inhibitor activity
Source: RefSeq, a predicted model, not a curated record